Molecule: messenger RNA, 2296 nt
Organism: Betta splendens (Siamese fighting fish)
Lineage: Eukaryota; Metazoa; Chordata; Actinopteri; Anabantiformes; Osphronemidae
Gene: gnav1
Product: guanine nucleotide binding protein (G protein) alpha v1
Exons: 9
Coding region: 392-1477 (361 amino acids)
Biological process (GO): adenylate cyclase-modulating G protein-coupled receptor signaling pathway
Cellular component (GO): heterotrimeric G-protein complex
Molecular function (GO): G-protein beta/gamma-subunit complex binding; GTPase activity; guanyl nucleotide binding
Source: RefSeq, a predicted model, not a curated record
UCCCAGGGAAGUCCCGAGCUCCCAGCUGCGCCGCAGGGGAGGAGGCAGCGCCACCGUUUGGUGCUGCGCCAGGGCGGUAGCGCAGUUUGAACCGCGCUGGCGCACAGGGACGAACGGUUGGGAACGCACGCUCCCGCUGCUGGUUUCGACGCGCUGAAAGGAAAGAGAAACCGAGGACGAACGGCUCGGACCCGUGCGCGGACGCGGUGUGCCCGCGGCAGCGUUGAUGGACGGCUCGGAAGAUGGCUUGAAGUCAACUUUUGCGCCCUGUACUUGUGCUUGCACGAGCGGUGGGAGGACUCGGCGCGUGCGGGCUGGAGGAAAUAACUCGGCUUGAUUCCACUGUGGACCCACUGCUUUUGUGUGGCCCGGGAGGGGAUGAGCGCUCAGCAUGGGACUGUGCCUCGGUACCGAAGUUACAGAGGAGGAGAAGAAGGCGAGGACGCGCAGCGCAAAGAUAGACAGAGACCUGUACGAGUGCGCCAAACAGGACAUGAAUGUGGUCAAAAUACUCCUGCUCGGUGCAGCGGAGAGCGGUAAAAGCACCUUGGUCAAACAGAUGAAGAUCAUCCACAGUCACGGCUUCAACAAGCAAGAGCUGAUCAGCUUUAAGCCUGCGGUGCUGGAUAACCUCCUGACCUCCAUGAAGUUUGUCCUUCACGGCAUGGGCGUCCUGCGGAUCAACCUGCUCAACAGCAGGAACAAGGUCCACGCCCACUCUGUCCUGUCGUGUGGACGGUGUUUUGAUGAGGACCAGGUGCUGUUUCCCUUCCUGAGCCAUGCGCUGCACUGUCUGUGGGCCGACACGGGCGUGAGGGCCGCGGCCGCUCGGGGAUACGAGUACGAGCUCAAUGACUCCGCGCUGUAUUUCUUUCAAAACAUGACUCGCAUCACGUCGCCGGGCUACGUACCCACCGAGACGGAUGUUCUGCGAGUGCGGCUGAGGACCACGGGCGUCAUCGAGACCCAGUUCAAAGUCAACCACCUCAUUUUCAGGAUGUACGACGUCGGGGGCCAAAGGACCGAGCGGAGGAAGUGGAUCGGCUGCUUCGAGGACGUGAGGGCCGUGCUGUUCGUGGUGUCGCUCAGCGGCUACGACAUGACGCUGGUCGAGGACCCGUCCACGAACCGCCUCCAGGAGAGCAUGAACCUCUUCUCCUCCGUCUGCAACAACGUGUUUUUCCGCAGCACGUCCAUGAUUUUAUUCAUGAACAAAAUCGACCUGUUUCAAGAAAAGAUCUUACAUUCUGGGCGACAUCUGCGCUUGUACCUGCGUCAGUUUAAAGGUGCAGACUGCGACGUGGACUCGGCCGCUCGCUUCGUGGUCGACGCCUUCGUCUCGCUGAACGCGGCGCCUGACAGGCUCGUCUACUACCACUUCACCACCGCCACGGACACCGGCAGCGUGCAGGUGGUCUUUCAGGUGGUCAUGGACACCAUCAUCAGGGAGAACCUGGAGGCGGUGUCGCUCCUGUGACCGCACACGCCGCCUGUUUCAUCACAUGCAGCCUCUGAGCGUUGGAGGAGGUUCUGAUGGAACAAGCAGCUCGCUGGAGGAGGAGGAGCUCUCGGCCAAUCUCACUGAACCCUAAAGUGUUGAAUGCAAAACCUUUAUCUCAGAAAUGGGCAUUUGUUUUACAUUUGUUCUGCAAAAAUCGAAUGUGUAUGAAGACUUGAUGUGUAUGUGUCAUUCAGAGGCAUGAGUUACUGCUCGUCACAGCCCGUUGGUGGAGCCAACGUUCGUAGCACAAUCCCCCACGAUCGCCCCUGUUGCUUAUUGACCUGAGCUCAAGCAGCCGACGCUGUUUUCGGUGGAAUCUGUGCCUUCGCCCGUUUUCCAGACUCGUAAAAGUCAGCGAUGACGCCGAGAAGCUUUAACAAUAAAAAUGUGAAAUGUGUGUUAGGAAAUGUUUGGUUGUUUUAAUGUUUGAUGAUUGUCGUUGCACACACACGUAAAUGCUGGAGGAGUAAGUCUGGGUCUGGUCAUUGUCCUGUUACAUUGUCUGUGCUUAUGUUCUCAUAGUGUGACAGCAGCAACGUGAUAAUGGCCGAUAACAAUAAUGAAGGAGAAAGACAUAACAAAACACAAUAAGUGCCUUUCUAUGAACUAGUUCUGUUGUUCUGCAAUUAAAAUGUGUAAUAUUCAUGGAUAUGUGAAAUUUGUACGUGCUCAGUUGUGUUUUAUAUUCUAUCUCCAAUCUUUGAGUCUUGUUUUCCCAGUUACUGCUGUUUUAUGGUUUGGACAAAAUAUGCUGGAACUACGAAACCGAAUAAACGGAAGAGGCUGCCAACCUUA